Messenger RNA from Symbiodinium necroappetens, 424 nucleotides. Lineage: Eukaryota; Dinophyceae; Suessiales; Symbiodiniaceae. The record is from the annotation of a GenBank genome assembly.
AUGGCCUCGGCUGGCAACCGCAAAAAGUUUGCAAAUAGUAACCUGAACACCCUCCUCGGCGCUCCAAAAGAAGUUGCAAAGGCGAACUACGGUCCUGCCGUACGAUCCGGGGGCGUUGUCAAGCCAGUCGCCAAGCCGAAAGGAUUGGUAUCUCUUGGCAAAGCACCAGCGGCUUCUUCAGUCAAUGCGCGCAAGGGCGCUGCAUGGAAUCAGCUGGAGGAAGACGCCAAGAAACGAGCCGAGGAGGAAAGUGCCAAGAAGAGGGAUGAUACGAGACCAGACUGGGCCGUCAUCGAUUUCAAAGACCUAGACAAGCCCCUGGAGAGGGAAGACGAAGACGAAGAGGAAAUAACGGAGUUUGAAAACGCCAGGGAUGUCAAGGACGGAUGGUUCGAAGCGCCGGCGCCAGACGAACCAUCUUCAG